AUGGCCAUGACAGGCGAAUCACGUCGUCGCCGCGUGCGCUCACCUUCACCUGAGCCGGCACCGCACCCCAUUGGCGCAUUCAACAACAACAACCCAUUUAGCCCGCGCCAUGACUUCACCGACGACGACGAUCAGGACUGGAACCUCCCAGUCCCGCUGCUUGAGAGUCCCCCGCACGUACCUGAUAUGCGGGUGGCGUUAAUUGAUUGGCUCUCGCGCGAGCAAUUUCUCAAGUUUGACACCCCGCACAUCGUCACGCCGCGACUGGCGCUGCUCGCACGUGACGACAACAAGCGCUACAACACCUGGUACCUGGACAGCUGCUGCGGCCAGCAUAUGGUGGGGUCCGAGCGUUACAUAUCCAACGCCGUCCCCACCCCUACCGUCACUUAUGUCACUGCGGCGAACAAUACGCGCCUGCGCGCAAGCGCGCAAGGCAUCGUUGUGCUCAAAGCACGCGGAAGCCGCACGCACAUCACGCUUAACGAUGUGCUGAUCGUCCAGAACCUGCGCUUCAACCUCCUGUCCGCCGCACAACUCAUGGAUUGCGGCGUCGACCUCAGCACGGACCGCGCGACGCGAGACAUCCUGCUGCACUAUGAGGCGCGCAACUUCCCCCGCAGGCAGAUCGGACGAGCGCACUCCGAAAAUGGAGUGUACGUCCUGGAUUUCGACAUCCCCGACUGCAGCGGUGACUUGCACGAGCUGAUUGACCUCGUGCCACUGCGCUUCGAACACAUCCACCGCAGGGACUGGAAGCACCCUGACGGCAGGCCCUAG
Closterium sp. Yama58-4 is the source of this 780-nucleotide messenger RNA. Lineage: Eukaryota; Viridiplantae; Streptophyta; Zygnematophyceae; Desmidiales; Closteriaceae. The record is from the annotation of a GenBank genome assembly.